Catharus ustulatus (Swainson's thrush) is the source of this 1904-nucleotide messenger RNA. It is a transcript of the gene TMEM215, whose product is annotated as transmembrane protein 215. The record is from RefSeq and is a predicted model, not a curated record. Lineage: Eukaryota; Metazoa; Chordata; Aves; Passeriformes; Turdidae. The coding region runs from base 443 to 1165 and encodes 240 amino acids. The transcript has a single exon.
GUGCGGGGCUCCGGCGGGGCCGGACGAGGAGGAGGAGGCGGAGACCGGGCAGGUGAACCCUCGCGGCAGCUGUCUCCCCGGCCGCUGCUGCUGGAAGUCCGGUCUGUGCACCGCCGGCCUGUGGCAGGGUUCGAGCCCCCCGCGCCCGCCGCCAGCGUGGGAGGGCACGGCGGGGCUACAGACGGACGAGUCGCUCCGACCGGCUCCGGGGAUCGAGGGAGCGAGCGAGGGAGGGAGGGAGCGAGGGAGGAGGCAGGAGGCAGGACAGCUCCCGGGCCCGGCCCGCCCUCCGUCUGCGGCUCCGCCGAGGGGAAGCCGAGCCGUGCCGGCUGUCCUGCGAGCCGCGCUGCCCGGGACACUUCGGAGGCUAGCCGGGCAGCGGCUGUGCUCUGCCCCGAGGGGCGCUCCGGGCGACGGGACCGUCCCCGUGCGCUCCAGCUGGAUGGCGCGGACCCUGAGACCCGACGACAUCAACCCCCGGACGGGGCUGGUGGUGGCUCUGGUCAGCGUCUUCCUGGUGUUCGGCUUCAUGUUCACCGUGUCCGGCAUCAAGGGAGAGACGCUAGGGGACAUUCCGCUGCUGGCCAUCGGGCCGGCCAUCUGCCUGCCGGGCAUCGCCGCCAUCGCCCUCACCAGAAAGACCGACGGCUGCACCAAAUGUCCCGAGAACAUGCGUCCGUGCUGUAAGGAAGUCAGAGACCGGGAUGUCGUGGAGCUGCUAAGGACCCCCUCGGACCUGGAGUCUGGCAAGGGAAGUUGUGACGAGCUGGCCCGGAAAGCUUACCGCAAGGACAGGAGAGGGCUGAGGGGAGAGGACACCGUGUUCAUCUGCACCUCCGGCACCACCGCCCCUACCACGGCAGAGUGCAAGAGCCUCACCCAAAAGGUGGAGCAGGAGCAGAUGCUGAAAUACCUGGAGAGCUGUUACCCAGAGAUGCCAGAGAAUGUGUUCGUGCGAGAUGCCUCCACAUACAGUGCCUUGGAGAAGAAGAGCUCUUCUCCCAGCAGGGACAGCACUCCUUGCCCUGACAUUGAAGACAACAUUUUUGUGGCUCCUAAAGACAGUAUCAUUGUCUGCUCUUACAAGGAUAACAGCCCUUAUGACAGGUACUGUUGUUACAUAAACCCCACUGGAGCCACCUUAGACCAGGAGACAAUUGUGUGAAAGAUGCAUACUUUAUAUAUAUGUAUGUAUACAAAAACUGCAACGCCAACAUCUUGAUAGGGGAUAAGAUAGAUGACUGCAUGGGACAAUCCUGAUACUAUUUCAAUCUAAAGUGGUAUGUGACUGAUGCUCAAACCUUUUGUGCCUGAAGUACGCUUUCUGUAAGUAAACAAGCAUGUUUAAAGGUUAAAGAAUUCAAUUUUUCAUUUUUGGACAAAAAGAAAUGACAUUUUAAUUUUAUUUUCUCCCUUUCCCUCCCUUUUGUUUCCCUGCUGUAUAUUGUACCCAAGCCCGUAGGCACACUGGCAGCAGGGCAGCAGUGGCUGUCAGCUGAGAUCAAGAGCUGAAUGAAACUCUGGAGCUCUCUGUAGGAAAGAAUGUGGUGCUCUAUGGCUGAAUAAGUUUUUGAAAUACUAUCACUUCAUUUUGUGAGGGAUUGAGAGAUGUCAGCAUGUACUCUAACAGCUGGCUGAUGUCAGGGAGUGUAGAAGUCAUUUGUCUCCCUUUGUCCUGGCAGGAUUUUGUUUUCCUUUUUGUCAAGGAAUAGAUGUCCUGACCCCAUGGGCUCUUCUGAAAGUCUCCUAGGAACCAGAUAGGCUCAGGACAGUUUUCAAAGACUAACCCAUCAUCAAUAGCAUGAACACAGAUGUGUUAGCUUGAUUUUCCACUGGUCUUGAGUUCACUGGAAGGUUUCUAACACUUUUGGAUUUUAGACGCAUACUUGACAAGGGGAAUGCAA